Messenger RNA from Lachnellula hyalina, 1065 nucleotides. RefSeq names its product Inositol-pentakisphosphate 2-kinase (gene IPK1). NCBI's taxonomy places the organism in Eukaryota, Fungi, Ascomycota, Leotiomycetes, Helotiales, Lachnaceae. The transcript is spliced from 4 exons. Gene Ontology annotation, molecular function: inositol-1,3,4,5,6-pentakisphosphate 2-kinase activity; ATP binding. The annotation marks the transcript as partial. Gene Ontology annotation, cellular component: nucleus. The record is from RefSeq and is a predicted model, not a curated record. Gene Ontology annotation, biological process: inositol phosphate biosynthetic process.
AUGGCACAGGUUCCGCCUCCGAUUCUCCCACACAGCACAGAACUUACAUACCUAGCGGAAGGUGCUGCCAACAUUGUGUAUCGCAUCAGUAUUCAGCCUCUUACCCCUGAGUCUAGUUUACUCGAGCAAUACGGACCGGGAACGCCACCACCCACCGAUAUUGAACCUGGGGAUGAGGAUGAGGAUGAGGUAGAGUACUUGAAUGUAUUUGAUUCCAAACUUCUCCGUCUUCGCAAAAACCUCUCAACUACCUUCCCAGUUGCCAUUGCCCAAGCAAAGUGGGAGCAUCUCGUAGCCCCUUUAUUCUCUCCUGACCAGAUCGUCGAGCAAUCUCUCGUGGAUCUCCGGCCAGGAAAAUUUAUCACUCGUCUGAACCAAAAGCUUCGGGAUACUGAAUCUGGAGCGGAUAGUUCCUCUCGUCCAACCAAUCGUUUGGGUAUCUACCUCGCUGACGAUGACUAUGGUCUUCUCGUCACGGACAUGACGAACUUCGAUAGCGUUGGCGGCGAAGAAGUUCAUGAGUUCAAACCAAAGUGGCUGCUUCAAUCCCCCUCAGCCCCUAAAGAUGCCGUCCGCUGCCGUCAAUGCGCUCGCAGUGCACAGCAGAACGUGGAGCGUAAAGUUAACGGCAAGCUCUGUAAACAGUACCUGUGUCCCCUCGACGCCGUAUCAGAUGACCCUCGAGGCAUCGCACUGGCCGCUUCGCUCAUGGGGACCUCGGAGGGUAAUCGUCGACGUAUCAAGCGCUGGCUCGAGCAGAGUACACUUCUGAAACGGCUGCUUCAUCUGCAAGCUGAAUUAGAUCCCAUUGGAGUCCUUACCCACGACCCCGCAGACGAGAAGUCCUGCGUCGCCAUGACCCUCCGCGACUGCACCCUCUUCCUCCGGCUCCCACCAAACGAGGCUGCCGAUGCCCUCAUCGAAGCCCGACUCGGCGAUCUCGAUGUCAAGAGCCCAGACAAAGCGCCGUAUUGGAAGCAGACUGAACUGGAGCUGAUUAAUGGCGGAUUUUACCAGGGAAGAGAUGGACUACCGCUUGAUUGUGCGCUGAGUCCGGAUCAGGAU